CCUUCUCCCCUUCUAUUCUUCUCUCUUUUCAUUUCCUUCCCCAUAUAUGCAUAUAUAUAUAUAUGUAUAUAUCUUCCAAUCUCUUGUUUGCAUUAUCUAACUUGCUGCUUUCAUAAGCUGCUUCAACUUCAGAACUUGCGACACUUGAUGUUCUUGCUUUUGUUUCAGCGCUCAGCUCUAUCAUUGUUUUCCCACCUUCUCAUCUUUAAUAUAAUACCGCCUGUUUGACAAAGCAGUUCCCUUACGCAAAUCAAUGCUGCGGUGUGGCGUCGUCCAUAUAUAGUACUACAAAUGAAAUAUGUGACAGAUUUGCAACGGCUGGAUUUCAUGCAAACCUGAUAAGCUACUUGACCCAAGAGAUGAACAUGCCUCUCGUAUCUGCCUCCAACACUCUCACCAACUUCUCCGGAACUUCCAGUUUCACUCCUCUCAUUGGUGCUUUCAUCGCCGAUUCUUUCGCCGGCCGCUUCUGGACGAUAAUCAUCGCUUCUCUCAUCUAUCAACUGGGUUUGAUUAGUGCUACUGUAUCAGCAGUAUUGCCAUCUCUGCGUCCUCCACCAUGUCCAACUCAGGUGAACUGCAAAGAAGCUUCACUUUCCCAACUUUGGGUACUUUACGCCUCUCUCCUUCUCACAUCAAUUGGGUCCGGAGGUAUUAGGCCUUGUGUGGUGCCUUUUUCUGCAGACCAAUUUGAUAUGUCCAGAAAAGCCGUCGCGUCCAGGAAGUGGAAUCUCUUCAAUUGGUACUUCUUCGCCAUGGGGUUGGCUUCCUUAAGUGCUCUCACUGUGGUGGUUUACAUACAAGACAACAUGGGCUGGGCAUGGGGGCUUGGCAUUCCAACCAUCGCCAUGCUCAUAUCUGUUAUCGCCUUCGUCUUAGGCUCACCACUUUACAAGAUGGAGAAACCAAGCGGCAGUCCUCUGCUUCGCUUGCUUCAAGUCAUUGUUGCAGCUGUGCACAAGAGUAAGCUGGUUCUGCCCCAAGAUCCCAACCUUUUGUACCAAAAUAAGCAGCUUGAUGUUCAUAUUUCCUUGCACGGAAGGCUUCUACGCUCUGAUCAAUACAAGUGGUUGGAUAAAGCUGCGAUAGUAACAGAGGAGGAAGCCAGAGAUGCGAAUGCUCCUCCAAACUUAUGGAGAUUAGCCACUGUGCAUAGAGUUGAGGAGCUAAAAUGCAUAAUUAGAAUGCUUCCCAUUUGGUCGGCUGGCAUAUUGCUUGUAGCUUCUUCAUCACACCUUCAUAGCUUUGUGAUUCUUCAAGCUCGCUCCAUGGAUCGCCACCUCUCUCACUCAUUCCAAAUCCCACCAGCCACCAUGUCCAUCUUCAGCGUGCUGACCAUGAUGUUUGGUGUUGUCCUAUACGAACGCCUCUUUGUUCCCUUGGCUCGUAGAUUCACAAAGAACCCUUCUGGGAUCACAUGCCUGCAGAGAAUGGGAGUGGGAUUUGUGAUUGGUAUUAUAGGCACAGUGGUUUCAGCACUAGUGGAAAUGAAGAGAAAAUCAGUGGCUGCCAAGUACCACUUAUUGGAUGAUCCAAAAGCUACUAUUCCUAUCAGUGUUUUCUGGCUGGUACCUCAGUAUUUCCUUCACGGGGUGGCCGAAGUUUUCAUGUCCGUGGGGCAUUUGGAGUUUCUGUACGAUCAGUCUCCAGAGAGUAUGAAAAGCAGUGCUUCAGCUCUGUAUUGCAUAACCACAGCGAUUGGGAGCUAUAUGGGGACUAUGAUGGUGUCCUUGGUUCAUGAUUAUAGUGGGAAGGGAGGUAAUUGGCUUCCUGAUAGGAAUAUAAACAGGGGGAAAUUAGACUACUAUUACUUUUUAGUUAGUGGGGUUCAGGUCAUAAAUCUGAUAUAUUAUCUGAUAUGUGCUUGGCUUUACACUUACAAGCCCCUAGAAGAACUUAGUGAGACCAUGAACGAAGAAGAUGGUUUGGAACGGGCUGAUGAUAAAUUCCCAUCUCACAAAUUAAAUGAUGGUAACAGGGAAGUGGAAGACACAAAAUCUUCAAAACCAAGUCCCAAAAGUCCAAUGGGAUGUGUAAAGCCGGCGCUAUAGAUAAUUUUGGUAUAAGAAGCGUUUGACUUGUUUAUCUAAUCUUGAUGUGUGCAUCCAGUUACAUCAUUCUCGUAAUCUUAGGAGAUAUUAGCUCUUA
Neltuma alba is the source of this 2148-nucleotide messenger RNA. RefSeq names its product protein NRT1/ PTR FAMILY 3.1-like. Gene Ontology annotation, molecular function: transmembrane transporter activity. Bases 360 to 2051 code for a protein of 563 amino acids. The transcript is spliced from 4 exons. The record is from RefSeq and is a predicted model, not a curated record. NCBI's taxonomy places the organism in Eukaryota, Viridiplantae, Streptophyta, Magnoliopsida, Fabales, Fabaceae. Gene Ontology annotation, cellular component: membrane. Gene Ontology annotation, biological process: transmembrane transport.